AUGCCUCGAGGAUUAGCAGAAUCCUUGUCAAAAGAAGGUGAACAUCGACUGUGUCGAAUGUUGAGAGGAAUGGCAGUUCCGGAGGACGAGUUCAAGACACAAUGGCUGUUGUAUGCCAACGUCAGCGCUCUUCAAGACUUUCCGGCGUUGGCUCCUCGUCGUCAGGGAAGGCCACCACCCCUGUUGCCGCUUUCUGCAUCGCGUAAACGUAUACUCUUUGCGCCCCCGAGUAUAGAUGUUCCUCUGAGAUGUGAUGCGUCUUCUUGGUCUACAUCAAGCUGGCCACUGAUGCGAAACCAUCGCCAAAUUUGA
This is a messenger RNA of Laccaria bicolor S238N-H82, 312 nucleotides long. RefSeq lists its product as uncharacterized. The transcript is spliced from 2 exons. Lineage: Eukaryota; Fungi; Basidiomycota; Agaricomycetes; Agaricales; Hydnangiaceae. Bases 1 to 312 code for a protein of 103 amino acids. The record is from RefSeq and is a predicted model, not a curated record.